AUGUCAGAGCUGACAAGAAAGCGACAGUCGAGAAUUGGAUACAAUUUCGAAGUUGACGAUGAGAUUCAGAGCUUGUUGGAAAAGGAUGACGAUAUUGCAGCAGAUAUCGACAGCUCAUCGGAAUACGGCUGCGAAGUUCUGGGUGCGUUGGCCGAAAUUAACGAAGCGCUGAGCACGAUAGAGACGAACAAACGAAACGAGGAACUCGCCAACACAUCGACAAGUACAGUAUCCAGUGGGGCACGCUGUAGAGUGAAGCUGCCUAAACUAGAGGUGAAAAAGUUCUCGGGCAAGAUACAAGAUUGGCGUGAAUUCUGGGACUCUUUCGAAAGUUCCAUUCACAACAAUGACGGACUGUCUGAGGUAGACAAAUUCACCUAUCUGAGGGGACUGGUGGAGGAGCCGGCCAAGUCAGCAAUUUCGGGAUUUGCUCUGACUUCGAUUAACUAUACAGAAGCACUGAAGGUGUUAGAACGGAGGUACGGGAGCAAAGUGAUGGUGCAAAGGGCACACGUAAAUGAUUUGAUGAACUUAAAACCCGUGUACAACGAGAGUGACACGACGAGGCUGCGCAAGUUCUUCGACGCGGUCGAAACAAAUUACCGAGGACUCGAGGCGCUCGGUGUAAAGGAGGAAACGUACUGCGAGAUAGUCGUGCCCAAUCUUCUGACAAAGAUACCUGACUCGUUAAAACUAACGAUUACCAGGGGAAGAGACUACUUAGAGUGGGGCAUGAAAGAUUUUGUCGACGCAUUACAAGCCGAAGUGGAGCUGCGGGAAUGCCACAAAUUAGCGGUCGGAGAGAAAGAAGAAGAUCAACGAAGAAGACGACGGGAACCGGGAACAGCUAGCGGGUUGUUUGCCAGCCGAAACAACCGAUUGUUUUGUGCUUUCUGCUGUGGAGAGCACAAGCAUGAAGAAUGUACCAAGGUAACAGGGCGGCAAGAACGGAUGCAACUUCUUCGUAAGUUCAAACGAUGUUUCAUUUGUUUAAAUAAGGGACAUUUAGCUAAAGAUUGUCGUGCACGUAUUAAACGUAGCGUAUGUGGGGAGGGUCAUCAUGUUUCCAUAUGUGAUAAGAGUAAUAAUAACCAGAAGGAUGAAAGAAAUAGUCGGGAAGAAAGUGGACAGGUUAGUGUAGCUAAUGUCCACGUUAGUACUAGAAGUAGAGUGGCUCUUCAAACUGCGCAGGGAGUACUUAUAGGAAAGGGUAAGACAAGAGUGCGAGUGCUUUUCGACUCGGGAAGUCAGAAAUUCUUUGUGACGUGUGACGCGAAGAGGUGUGCCAAGCUUAACGUUGCUAGGCGAGAAUGGUUGGAAGUUAAUACAUUCGGUGGUGGAAGUAACAAGGGUAGAAUGACAGAGGUUGUUCAGUGCGAGGUAUCGGCAGUUCGAGGAGGUCGUAAAAUACGCGUAGAGGCUUUAGUAGUUCCUCAUAUUUGCGCGAUCAAAAAUGAGCAUCUUGAGGUAGAUAAGAACAAGUAUUCGCAUUUGAAGGAUUUGUGGUUGUCAGACGUUAAUUUGAAGCAGGACACGUUAGAUGUUGAUGUUUUGAUAGGUGCGGAUAACCUUUGGGCAUUUCAACAAGUUUCACAGAUUGCAACACAAAACGCAGACAGCAUUAAUGGGGAUGUGAGUAAAUUGUGGGAUUUAGAAACGCUUGGAGUAAGAGAGACUAAUGACGUGCAUGAAGCAUUGCUUGACAAAAUAGAGUUCAAUGGGUCAAAAUAUGUAGUAAAAUUGCCAUGGAAACAGGGUCAUGAGCACUUACCGUCAAAUUAUUCAAAUAGUUUAGCACGCAUGAAAGGGCAGAUAAAGAGGUUGUCAAGUGAGCCAUCAUUGUUGAAAGAAUAUGAUAAAAUUAUAAAGGAACAGCUAGAAACGGGUGUUAUAGAAAGGGUAGAUGAGUCUGAACCUGGGGAGAGCAGAGUGGCCUUGGUAGGAGACAUUGAGAAAGCCUUUUUGAACGUAGAAGUAGACGAAGCAGACAGGAACUAUUUGAGAUUUUUGUGGGUGAGAGAUGCGACUAAUGGUAAUUUAGAGGUUGUAGUGUAUAGGUUUUGUAGAGUAGUGUUUGGACUAAAUGCAUCGCCCUUCCUGCUUAACGCUACGCUUAGACAUCACAUUGCGCAAUUUGCAGAAUCAGAUCCAGUGCUUGCUCAGAAAUUGAAUGAGGGGUUUUACGUGGAUGAUCUAGUUUCGGGGGGCAAGAGUGCACAGGAAACAAUCGAGUUGUACGAGAAAGCGAAAUUUAGGAUGUCCCAAGGCGGGUUUAAGUUAAGAAAAUGGCUUACGAAUGAUGGAAACGUGCGAGCGCUUAUAGAGCAACGUGAAUGCGGAAACAAAGUGACGACGACUACAGAUUCAGACGACGAGACAUUCACACAAUGGAGUUUGGGGGCUCUAAAUAACAAUGACUGCGCAAAAGUUUUAGGUAUAGGCUGGGAUUGUGACAAUGACCUGUUUACGUUUGAUCUACGAAAGUUUGUAGAAGACUUAGGUGAUAAGACGAAACUAACAAAGAGAAGCCUGCUAAGCGCAUUAGCAAAGAUAUUUGAUCCGUUGGGUUUAAUUAGUGCCGUUAUUAUUUUGAUGAAGAUUUUGUUUCAACAAUUGUGUGUUGAUAAGGUUGAUUGGGAUGACAAAAUAGAGGGUAAGCACGCAAAGAUAUACUUAGAGUGGAUUGAGGAUUUAGUUAGGGUUCAAAGAAUUAAAAUUAAUAGAUGCGUUUACAGUAAGGUAAUCGAAAGGGUCGAGUCGUGCGAACUCCAUGGAUUUGGCGACGCAAGUGAGAAGGCUUAUUGCGCAGUAGUGUAUUUUGUUUGUCGCACAAGCUCUUCCGUUCAUGUAAAAUUAUUGGCAGCGAAAACUAGAGUUGCACCCCUUAAGAAACUGACGAUUCCACGUUUAGAGCUUAUGUCUGCGCUUAUGUUAGCUAAAUUGGUAGAGUCAGUAGGGAAAGCUUUAGAAGGGCAGGUAGGAAAAUUGAAGUCAAGAUAUUGGUUAGAUAGCAUCACUGCUUUGUAUUGGAUUCAGAAUAGAGGUGAAUGGAAGCAGUUUGUGAGACAUAGAGUGAAUGAGAUACUAUCAUUGACGAGUAAGGAAAGCUGGGGGCAUUGUCCAGGGGUAGAAAAUCCUGCAGACUUAGGGAGUCGCGGGGUGUUUGCGUCAAAGUUAGAAGAGGAUUCAAUUUGGUGGAAUGGACAAAAUUGGUUGAGCAGUCUAGAGCAGGAAUGGCCUCAGUCUGUAGUGAGUAAGACCGAGGAGAGUGUUCAAGAAGAAAGAAAGGUGGCUGUGUUAGUAGUAGACGCUAGUGAGAAAUUUGGUAUAGACCAGAUUAUCUGUAUAGAUAGAUACAGUAGGGUGGAAAGGUUAUUUCGUGUAACGGCAUGGGUUGCACGGUUUGUCAGGAAUUUGAUUGCUAGGAUCAAAGGGAAGCAUGAGGAUUUGACUUUCACGGAGUUAGGGAGUCAAGAGUUACAGAAAGCAGAAAGACUUUGGAUAAAGGCUUCACAGGACAGGUUAAAGAAGGAAGAUAAGUUUAAGCAGUUAGAGGUACAGCUCAACGUAGUAGAAAAGGAUGGGUUGUUAAAAUGUCAGGGUAGGCUAGCAGAGUCAGAUUUGGAAGAGGAAACAAAAUUUCCUACUUUACUACCAAAGAAGGUCGAUUGA
Xenia sp. Carnegie-2017 is the source of this 3672-nucleotide messenger RNA. RefSeq lists its product as uncharacterized. Gene Ontology annotation, molecular function: nucleic acid binding; zinc ion binding. The transcript has 4 exons. Lineage: Eukaryota; Metazoa; Cnidaria; Anthozoa; Malacalcyonacea; Xeniidae. The coding region runs from base 1 to 3672 and encodes 1223 amino acids. The record is from RefSeq and is a predicted model, not a curated record.